Megalopta genalis is the source of this 1032-nucleotide messenger RNA. Lineage: Eukaryota; Metazoa; Arthropoda; Insecta; Hymenoptera; Halictidae. The record is from RefSeq and is a predicted model, not a curated record.
UGAAGCCGCUAAACAAUUCUGUAAACCGGCUAAAUUUCCUUCGAAGGAACUUCGAAGAUUUUUCACAAUUCGUAAUUGAUAUCAUAGCUAUUAGAUAUAUUUAAAUUAUAUAUUUAAUAUUAUAUUAUAAAAUCAUAACAAUGCCUGACAAAAAGACUGAUAAAAAGAAAGAAAACUUUUAUGCUACAGUUUUCUUAAGUAGCAUAGCAGGAGUUUCUGCUCUCAUUGGCUUCUCUAGCGCACUGGCAUCAGCCAAAAAACAGGACACAAAGGCCUUCGAUAUGGGUGUUAUGGGAGGAAAAGGAUUACCAGAGUCAGGAACAUCUCUUGCUAUGAGAGCACUUUUUUGGGGCUCCGUAUGGGCAAUUGGGGGCUGUGGACUGCUUUUCUAUAGUAUCUGGAAAAUAACUGGUGCAACCAAUGCAGAAGAAUUUCGAAUGAAAGUUGGAUCCAUUUUACCUCGAAUACCAAAGAAUGAUCCUCCACAAAGUAGAACAGAAUUUGAAAAUCUUACAGAUCUACUUAGAUAUGUUUCUGAAGAUUGGGGUAAAGAAAAUGAUCUUGUACAUAAAACAGAACGAAAAGAGAAAAAAUAGUCACAGCAACAAGUUCUCUUUUAUUUACAAAACUGUUAAAGAAAGGAACGGUAGGAAGUGUAGACACGUUUUGUAAUUAAAAACGAUGUUCAAUAGCUCAAUCAUCAAUACAUCAAAACACCAUGGUCAUUUACAGUAAUUUUUAGAUUACUAAUACUAAAAAAUACUGCCAGGUACAAAAUCUGUAUAUGUAUAUUAACUAUAUUUUUAUUUUUAAUUGCACUUCUUAUGUUCUUAACUGUAACCAACUAUAAAAGCGUUCAUUACGUUGCAUUACAUUCAGAAUUUAUAAUGUGAUGCUUUUUUCUAUAUUUUUGUACAUAGGAUGCUCAAAAAUAUAAACAAAUAUUUCACCAUUCUAAUCAUAGUAAUGAUCUUUUCUUAUCUGACAAUAUAGUUUUGUAUCAUGUAAAUAAAGUCAUAUAAAAAGGGAGAA